This is a messenger RNA of Melanotaenia boesemani (Boeseman's rainbowfish), 6450 nucleotides long. Its product is annotated as arf-GAP with GTPase, ANK repeat and PH domain-containing protein 1. The record is from RefSeq and is a predicted model, not a curated record. Gene Ontology annotation, molecular function: GTP binding; protein binding; GTPase activator activity. Gene Ontology annotation, cellular component: nucleus. Lineage: Eukaryota; Metazoa; Chordata; Actinopteri; Atheriniformes; Melanotaeniidae. The transcript has 19 exons. Bases 376 to 3942 code for a protein of 1188 amino acids.
CAGCAGCGGGGACAAGGACUCAGAGUCCGGCCGAGCCUCGUGUCUGUCAGCCGGCUGAAAGCGAAGCAGCUCCGUGUCCUCGGCUCCGAGUCCAGCCGCAGGCCAAGCCGUUAGGAGGUGAAGGAGGCCCGGCCGACGGCCGCGCUCCGCUCCGUGCCGCGCUGCUCUGCGGGGAAUGUGCGCGCGCAGGGGGAGGCUCCGCGCUGACUCGGUCCGGGACGGUCAGUGUGUAAUGGAGAAGCGGGACUCAGAGCGGAGGAGGACUUGUUUACACAUCUGGACGAGGAGGAAGUUGGUUUACUGGCUCAAACACAAAAACUGAAAACACCCACACACUAAAACGCUGAAGAGGAGGAGAGCUGAUCUUCAUCAGGGAUGUACCUGCUGGACAGGAUGGAGAGGGGAACUCCUCAGAGGAAAACUGUGUACCGGAUCUCCCUCACGCUGGUAAAGAGGGAGAGCCUGGACGACUCCGGGGCCACGUCAGGCCCCCAGCAGGCUGAGACCACCAGGGUGGGGGCUUUCGGAAAGGAAAGCUCUGUGGAGGUCCAGCGGAGCGGCCUCCUGGAGGAACUGAAGGAGGUGGAGGACGAGUCGGAGGAGCUGUCGUCGUCUCGCGGCUUCAUGAGGAACUUCCGGACUUUCAGCACCGGGCAGCUGGAGCUCGGCAGGAUGAAGAUCUGCAGGAGGCUGCAGAGGGAGCUGAAGACCAGGAGUCCACUAGCAGAGCAGGGCAGGGAGCCGCCAAGCAAUGAUUCUGGUCCCAGUCCUGGUCCCGGUCACGAGGUCCAGGAGCAGGAGACUGAGGACCCAGACCGGAUUAAAGGAGGUCUCUGCUCUGCUGUGGAGAACGGCAACACUGGGAAGAAGAACAGGAUCCAGAAGGCCCGGAGCAUGGAGGAGAGGAGCUCAGAGCCUCCUGUGAACAGGGAUGGGAAGUUGUCCCACUCCAGGAGUAACGGCAAGACCCCCAAACCUGCGUGCCCGGAGACCCCCCCUCUAAAGCCGGGGCUGCUGCGCCGCAGCUUCAGCUUCAGGCACUGGAGCAGCGGCGAGCUGCUGCGUCUGCGGGCGCUGUCCAGAGACAAGCACCACAGCAGCUCCACCUGCAUCGGACAGGCUACGGCCGAGCCCCCCCGCCUCCCUGACACCCCCCCAGAGAAGAGCCGGACCCUGGAGGUGGGCGCCAUCCUCAACAAGACUGAUUCCAUGACGGAGCUGAGCCGCUGGGAGGACAUACGAGGCGGCAAGAACCGCACGCUGGACAACAGCGACCUGCUGAGGCUGGCGGCCGACAAGGAUGCCGGGGGAGGGGGGUUCCUGCUGCGGGGAGGGGGGGGCCGAUCCAGCGAGCGCCGCCUGGUUCGCUUCUUCAGCGGGAUCUUCUCCAGGAGGGACGGAGUGUCUCCGGCAGGCAGUCCCAGCACCAGCAGGUCCCUGAGACGCUGCAGGAGGACGGCGGUGGUCCGGUCCAGCUCCGAGAGCAUGAACGGCAGCGGAGACGAUGCGUUUGUGAACAGCCAGGAGUGGACGCUCAGUCGCUCGGUACCGGAGCUGAAAGUGGGCAUCGUGGGUAACCUGGCCAGCGGUAAGUCGGCGCUGGUCCACAGAUACCUGACGGGAACGUAUGUCCAGGAGGAGUCGCCUGAAGCUGACGUGGAUGCAGGUGGUCGCUUCAAGAAGGAGAUCGUGGUGGACGGUCAGAGUCACCUGCUGCUCAUCAGAGAUGAAGGAGGCCCCCCGGAGGCUCAGUUCGCGUUGUGGGUGGACGCCGUCAUCUUUGUCUUCAGUCUGGAGGAUGAGAUCAGCUUUCAGACGGUGUAUCACUACUUCAACCGCCUGGCGAACUACAGGAACACCGCCGAGCUGCCGCUGGUCCUGGUUGGAACACAAGAUGCCAUCAGCUCCACCAACCCGAGGGUGAUCGACGACAGCCGGGCGAGAAAACUCUCCAACGACCUCAAACGCUGCACCUACUACGAAACCUGCGCCACCUAUGGCCUCAACGUGGAGCGAGUCUUCCAGGACGUCGCCCAGAAGAUCGUGGCCACCAGGAAGAAGCAGCAGUUGUCCAUCGGGCCUUGCAAGUCGCUUCCGAACUCCCCGAGUCACUCGUCUGUCUGCUCCACACAGGUGUCGGCCGUCCACGUCAGCCAGACGAGUAACGGCGGAGGCAGCUUGAGCGACUACUCGUCGUCGGUGCCGUCCACGCCCAGCACCAGCCAGAAGGAGCUCCGCAUCGACGUCCCACAGACCACCAACACCCCGACGCCGGUCCGGAAGCAGUCCAAACGCCGCUCCAACCUCUUCACCUCGAGGAAGGCCAGCGAGUCGGACAAGGACAAGAAAGGCCUGGAGGCUCGGGCCGACAGCAUCGGCAGCGGGCGAGCCAUCCCCAUCAAACAGGGCAUGCUGCUAAAGAGGAGCGGCAAAUCCCUCAACAAGGAGUGGAAGAAGAAGUAUGUGACGCUGUGCGAUAACGGACUCCUCACCUACCAUCCCAGUCUGCACGACUACAUGCAGAAUGUCCAUGGGAAGGAGAUCGACCUGCUCCGGACCACCGUGAAAGUGCCGGGAAAGAGGCCGCCUCGCGCCGUGUCCACCUGCGCCGCCAUGCCGAGUCCCAAAACCAACGGCCUGGCCAAGGACAUGAGUAGCCUGCAGCUCGGACAGACCCCAGGUGCGGUGACCAGCAGCUCAUCGGCGUCCCAGAUGGCGAGCGGCGUCAGCUUGGUGUCUUUCAACAGCCGCGGCCUGGAGGGCAUGCACCAACGUUCCUACUCCGUCUCCAGUGCUGACCAGUGGACCGACGCCACCGUCAUCGCCAACUCCGGAGUCAGCACAGAUACAGGUCUCGGUGACUCUGUCUGCUCCAGUCCCAGUAUCUCCAGCACCACCAGUCCCAAGAUGGAGCCACCGCCAUCGCCACACUCCAACCGCAAGAAGCACCGCAGGAAGAAGAGCACCAGCAACUUCAAAGCUGAUGGAUUCUCUGGUACUGCUGAAGAACAAGAGGAGAACUUUGAGUUCACCAUCGUGUCGUUGACGGGGCAGAUGUGGCAUUUCGAGGCCACUUCGUACGAAGAGCGGGACGCCUGGGUGCAGGUCAUCGAGAGCCAGAUCCUGGCCAGUCUGCAGUCCUGCGAGAGCAGCAAGAACAAGUCUCGUCUGACCAGCCAGACGGAGGCGUUGGCGCUGCAGUCCAUCCGCAGUAUCCGGGGCAACGGUCGCUGUGCCGACUGCGACGCACAGAAUCCAGAUUGGGCAAGUCUGAACCUCGGGGCUCUGAUCUGCAUUGAGUGCUCGGGCAUCCACCGGAACCUGGGCACCCACCUGUCCAGGGUUCGCUCUCUGGACCUGGACGAGUGGCCACUGGAGCUCAUCAAGGUGAUGUCGGCCAUCGGCAACGAGCUGGCCAACAGCGUGUGGGAGGCCAACGCUCAGGGACGGCUGAAACCGGGACCGGACGCCAGCAGAGAGGAGCGGGAACGCUGGAUCCGGGCAAAGUACGAGCAGCGUUUGUUCCUGGCGUCGCUGCCCUGCACUGACCUCUCUCUGGGCCAGCAGCUGCUAAGGGCUACAGCUGAGGAGGACCUUCAUUUCGUCGUCCUGCUGCUCGCCCACGGCUCCCGACAGCAAGUCAACGAGACCUUCGGGGAUGGAGAUGGACGCAACGCACUUCACCUGGCCAGCCACAAAGGCAAUGUGGUCAUCACACAGCUCCUCAUCUGGUACGGCGUGGACCUGAUGGCGAGGGACGUCCAUGGCAACAGCGCCCUGGCAUACGCCCGGCAGGCCAACAGUCAGGAGUGCGUGGAGACGCUGGCUCAGUACGGUUGCCCUGACGAACGCUUCCCACUCAUUGCCACGCCCAACCUGUCGCGCCGCAACACCAACCGUAACAACAGCUGCAGCAGCGCCGGCAGCGCCGCACUCAUAUGACCCCAACGUUUCCUCCAUUAACUCUGCAACCAACAAACAAACAAACACCGAUUUGGGAGAAGUCUGUCCUCCAACUUUGGGAACCACUACUUGUUGUAACUCUAAGCCCCGCCCCCUCUGCCUUCGGGUAGACUGAUCAUUGGCCAGUGGUGAUGCAAUGUCUCUGUUUGGGAGAACCACCAGGAAUAACUGUCCCAAAGCAUGCUGGGAAAUAUGGUCCACAAUCAUCCACACUGGAGCUGGCUCAUUUGAGCAUUCUGGGAAAUGGUCACAUGACUCUACGGGUCUCAUACCUCAUCAUUUAACACUACAAGGCCAGUUCCAGUUCAGCCAAUCAGAACCCAUGCCCUGUUUCCCAUUAAGACAUAUCACCUCCUCCCCAAAAACAAAGAAAAACUACAAGACAGAGCUGUCCUCGGGCAUGCCUGGAACUUUCUGAAGGCACUUCAUCCUCAUUAUCGUUGGCAUUCCACUUUUCCUGCUGCUUUGUUCCCUCUAAUAAACUUUCCUGCCUUCAUGGUGUUUUAAAUGAUCUCGUCGUCUGUAGAGGAAAAAGAAAUCAGAUGGUAGAGGUAAAACGAAGUGUGGUAGAUCGCAUGUCCUAGACACUUUCCCUUGUUUCUAUGUUCAUUUAAGGCAUUUCCAGGAUUGUGUAUAUUAUCUCCAUGUGCAUUGCUGGACCAAUGGUUAAAAAUGUAAACAUGGGGAAAGUUUUAUUGUCUCUGUGUGUGUGUGUGUGAGAGAGAGUGUGUGUUAGUUUUCGGGUGUAUAAAGUCAUAAAGUGUACAGAAGCUUUUAUCGGGCUCAGGGACCGGAAACUGUCGAUCAUCAACCCCCGCCAGUCCUUUCACCAGGUUUCAGCCUGUUUUACAUCAUGUUACUGGUUUCAGACCGUAGCUCAUGAUGUCGUCCAGCAUUUAAUUUAAUUUAAACUCUAAAGUUCACGUUAUUCUGACGUAAACAUUUUUGAAAAGGGAACUGAUCUUCUUCUUCAGGUGUUCUGAUAUUUGCUGUCAGUCCAGACAUGUCACAGUGAUGAGGAGAUGGUUUCCCAUCCAAUCAGACCCUGAUCUGCUCAGCGAAUCACUAAGAAGGGCUGAUUCUUCUUCUCUGGUCUGGAAAUGUCCUUGUUGUAAAUAAUUUUCUCCUUUUCUAUAACUUUCUUCCCUCUGAUGAUGCUGUCACAUAAAUAAGCGAUCACAGGAAGUACUAACUGUACGUCAGCAUGUUGGGUUGCACCGUGGAAGUGAUUUAGUCUAGCGUGUUGUGAGGGUGUGGUUCUGUAGAAAAACCAGGCAUCCGGACCAGUGGGUCCAGACUGGGUUAGGGUUAGUUUACCAGACAAGGAAAAGUUUAAGACCAGUUCAAGUCCAGAUACAGCAGAGUCUAAAUGGAGCCAGGUUUGCUUCAUUUGAAUUCACAAAAUGAGUCUAACUUUGAGAGGAAAUAAAGUCAAAAUGCACCAAAAAGAGACUUAAAUCAAGUUAGAAUAAAAAUUGAUCCCAAAUAUGGUGUGGUGAAGACCGAACCUGAAGUCCACAUGUAGCUUCGUUUGAGCCUACAUGAGCUCCAAAUGUUUCCGAGUUGAGGCUGAGAUGAAAUCCGGUCCGGUUCGAGUCAUCUGUGAGUUGGAAAAUUGUCCUAAAAUCGGUAUGGACUCCAAAUGUGGUAAAACUAAAGUGUACAGGGUACAUUUCAUUAAAGGCAGAAAAACUGUCAGAUUUUCUGUGCUUCUACAUCAGCAUGACAGCCACUGGUUUUAAAUUCCACGGAGAAUGAGAGGAGAGUUUCAGGUGUAGUGAAAACACCUGGUGGUGUAGAUUUCAAUGGACUGGAAAUGUGUUGAAUGAAAGCUGACAGAUCAGGAGAGUCAGGAACGUGAGCGUGACUUCGUCUUCUUACUGUUUUAUCCUAAAUUUUUAUUCUAGAUGUUGCUGCAGUCCUCGACUGUGUUGUCCAAGCAAUAUUCAUGAUUCACUAACAAUCCUCCUUUUUGCAGAGAUCUGAAAUCCGUUCGCCCACAAACACUAACAUUUCUCUCCUCAUGCCUUCUUGUUUCUAUUUGCAUGCCUGCCUUUUUGUUCCCAGUUUUGUUGAGUUACGUGCCACCACAUCGUAUCCCUCACAGGUCACCUUUAUAAUGCCAUUUGAUUUUGUGCAAAGAUUGAUUUUUAUUUCAUGUUUUAUAUCUGAUUUGUUCCAUGUCUGUCGGGACAGAACAAAGAUCUUUUAUUUAUGACAGAAAUGCACUAAAUAUGAUUUAUUUUGUCCGUAUAACCAGAUUUCUUUACAUCCUGAUAUGAAUUUGACAAUAACUUAUUAAUGUAAGCAGUGGCAGCUGCCCGUAGUUUCGUCUAAACUCCCUGUGAAUUUAACAGCAGCUACAUUUUAGGAGCUUGGGAAUUAUAAGCUUAUAAGCAGAAAGAUGCUAAAAACUAUUGGCCAAUGCUAGCUAAAAAAAAAAACUAAAGAAAAUACACACACAAACAUAUAUAUCUGUGUGUGUGA